CCCGCCUCCGGGAAGCGGGCGGCCGCUCUGCCCCUGGGCGCUCGAUGGUGCGCGGCCCCGCCCGCUUCCUGUUGUUCCCGGACUCUCUUCCGGGUUGGGGUUCCGGAGAUUUGGCCAAAGCUGCGCCCGGUUUAUAAAGAGCUGUUGAAGCUUGAUGAUGUCUGAAGAUGAAGAAAAGGUUAACCUGCGUCGCCUUGAGCCAGCGAUUCAGAAGUUCAUUAAAGUUGCCGUCCCAACAGAUCUGGAGAGGUUAAGAAAGCAUCAGAUAAAUAUUGAGAAGUAUCAGAGAUGCAGACUGUGGGACAGGUUACAUGAAGAGCACAUCAAUGCCGGCCGUACGGUUCAACAGCUGCGAGCAAAUAUCCGAGAGAUGGAGAAGCUCUGCCAACGGGUCCGGAAGGAAGACCGCCAUGCUUUGGAGAGGAUGAUCAGCCCGGUGAAAGAGCAGGCGUCGGUGGCCAUCAGGGAAUUUCUGCAGCUCCACUUGGAGUCUGCAGAAGAACUGAAGAGGCAAUUUAAGGAGAAAGAGGCGUUGCUCCAGUCCCCUUUAACCAGAUCAAUCACCGUCGGAGGGGAAACCUUUUACGAUGCCAGCAACGAAGGAAUCUCUCAGAGUUACAUCCAGACGUUCUCCCCUCUCCCCGAAAUCCCCCAGGAUCAAAACGCGGCAGAAUCGUGGGACAUGCUUGAAGAGGACUUGAUUGAGCUCAGCAACCUGGUGACUGACUUCUCUCUGCUAGUUAACGCUCAGCAGGAGAAGAUCGACAGGAUUGAGGAUAACGUCAGCACGGCUGCCAUGAAUGUCGAAGAGGGAACCAGGAAUCUGUCCAGGGCUGCCAAAUUCAAGCUGGCCGCCCUGCCUGUCGCUGGCGCUCUCCUUGGCGGAGUCGUGGGGGGUCCUAUCGGGCUCCUGGCCGGUUUCAAAGUGGCCGGCCUUGCUGCCGCGCUUGGCGGCGGAGUUUUGGGCUUCACGGGUGGGAAACUCAUCCAGAGGAAGAAGCAAAGGAUGAUCGAAGACCUCUCGGCUCCCUCCUCCUGCAGCUGCCCAGACCUCCCCAGGCAAAGCGACUGAGAAUGUAGCUGAAGGGGGGGGGGGCUCCUCUGCCCCUCUGCCUCACCGAGGCUGGUGAGCCCCCUGCCUCCGCUUUGGAUUCCCCUUGUGCCCGACGGACUUGGAAGAGGAGAGCAGCCCCGGCAGCGUUUGGAAAUGGUAACCCUGAGCACCUACCUCUCUCCAUUCGGGGCAGGGAAGUCUCGUCCUUCCAUUUUGAAAACAGAGCCCAAGGGGGGAAGCCAGAGGCAGGUCAGAAGGCGUGUGCCAAAGGAACACCUUUCUUGUCCGAGAGUUCACAAGACACCUUUUCCUGGAGAAACAGAAGAGGGAGAUUUUAAGUCGUAAAUGGUUUGGUGCCUGGUCCUCUGACAUGGUCUUCUCUGCGAGUGUACACAUAAAUGUCUCCUUCGGGGUUCUUUGCGGUGGAAUCCUUGGCCUAAGUUUGAAGUUCAAAGCCUGGACUUGCUUCAUACACCAGCCUGUUUGGCUCAGGGGAAGUAACUGACCCUCUCCUUUGCCCAAGUGCUGCAUUCUUGAGAUAUAUAUUUUUUUAAGGUUCAGACUUUCCUAAAACUUAACCUUUCGGGGCUUUAAGGCAGGAGUCCUGCGCUCUCUCUCUCUCUCUUUUUAAAGUGUUGCUUUUAGGAAAAUCGGAACUGUGCUUUGCAAACAAAUUUUCACAGUGUUUCAGGUUCUCUUCAGAAGUAUCGUGCUAUCGACCACCAAGUGUUGAAGGACUCUGUGGUGGCCAAAUUUCUGGAUAUAUUGGACAGGACGCUGAUCUCCCACAAUCCCCUUUCCCCAUUGCCACAUCAGCCGAAUUCUGAUGGGAGGGAAUCAAAUAUGAGCCAAAGAGGACGCCAUACUGUGCCAUUGCUCUGCUGACAAUUGAUGUUUUGCUGGAUGUUGAGUUUUCCGAAACCGAAGCUGAGGGUUUCCCUUUUUAAGUGCUCCAACGUUUAUAAGUAAAGUUUGAUACGUGCUUAAAAGGAGUUCCGUUUUUCUCCGGCACAAAGAAGUCUUAAUGCAGCCUCUGAAGGUGAUGUUUGUGCCCCUUGGGUGGCAGGAUGGGUCCCCUUGAAAUUCUCUCUCAUCAAGGUUUGUGUCUUACCUGAAGGCCAAGACCUGUGGCUUCUUCGUUCCUUUGACAUUGGACUUGGGACUUCAACAUUGUGGUCUGGCCUGUACAGAACAGUAUACAGGAGAUUAGGAUUCUGGUGCCAGUGGGUCACUCUGUUGUGUGGGUCGCAAGCGGCACCCUCCACAUGAAAACCACUGCUCAAUAUUUUGGACUGGCCCACCUAAACCCAAAGAUGGUGGCGGUGAGGUUGUGGGGAACGCCUAUUAUACGCCAUUUGUUAAGCGGAGCAGCAAAUUGUUUUAAUUAAAGCGGGAGUUCUUAAUGACAUGGGAAAUAAAAACCAUUU
This is a messenger RNA of Zootoca vivipara (common lizard), 2481 nucleotides long. It is a transcript of the gene STX17, whose product is annotated as syntaxin 17. The record is from RefSeq and is a predicted model, not a curated record. Gene Ontology annotation, molecular function: SNARE binding; SNAP receptor activity. NCBI's taxonomy places the organism in Eukaryota, Metazoa, Chordata, Lepidosauria, Squamata, Lacertidae. Gene Ontology annotation, cellular component: plasma membrane; endomembrane system; autophagosome membrane. Gene Ontology annotation, biological process: exocytosis; vesicle fusion; intracellular protein transport.